UUGGUUGAAAAACGUAAAUACAACGCACCGGACGCGUUUACGAGUCCGUCUACACGUUGAAAUUGUAACUCUGGUUGUAGUUCUGUACAAAAUAGUAUUUUCGAAUUUUGAAAUGAAUAAUCUUCCUGUUCAAGUGCUUGAAAAUAUUUUGGCCCACAUACCUGUUAUAGAUCUUCAUAAGUCAUGUGUGCUUGUGUGCCAAAAUUGGAGGGAAAUCAUUUGUCGACAGAAGUUUAUACCUUGGAAAAAACUUUAUCUUUCAUACAGCUUGAAUGUUGAGGAAUCUACUGCUUUCCUGGACCAACUCUGUGAUUCAUACAACAUUACGGGAGUGCAAAACUGUCUCCGUGGUUUGAUUUUCUAUUUUUUGGAGUUCACUGGGUCUCCUGUGAAUACCAUGAGGUAUUUGAAAAGUCAUACCCGCUUCAGUUUAGCUGAAAGAUUAGUGGUUGAGCAGUAUAAAACUACUUCACUCUGGGGGAUUACUGCUAUGAUUUGCAUCUUCUCAAAUGAUACAUGGGAAAUGUAUAGAUUGUUUGAUUUAUUGACGCAUUCUGAAAGUGAUUUCACGACAAUGGAGGUAAUGGAGAAAUUUUACUGUUUAUGCACUUUGUUUCUCUACUUCCACAGAAAGUUUGGAAUUCCAGCUAAGUUGCAUUAUAAUUUGAUAUAUGCCCUCAACUUGUUUGAGAAUCGCUGGACGGGUGCCCCUAUUAGUCAAGUGUCAAACCAGUCAUCAAGCCAGCAAAAGUCUUCACCUCCUCCAUUGACACACGAACAAUCGCGUAUUGUAAAUCAUCGCAUCCAAAAAGAUGAUUUAAUCAAGAUCGUGGCGUUUGCUGGAAGCGGGAAAACUACUACUUUGCUACGUUUUACCGAAAAUAAUCCAGAAACCGAAUUUCUGCUUAUUGUGUUCAAUAGAGCAGUGUCCGAUGAAGCCGGCGGAAAAUUUCCGAAAAACGUAAAAUGCACGACGAUUCAUAAGUUGGCUCGUAACCACAUCAUUGCUACUGGCUUGAUGAAGAAUAAAGAAACGGGUAACAUUUUCCCAACGAGUUUAGUUAAAAGCCAUAUACUUGAAAAGGAUCGGCGAGGACUAAAAAGAUAUCAACGAGAGAAACUGGUUCUUGACACCCUUAAUCGGUUUUGGGGUUCGGCUGAUGAUACAAUAACUCCUGAACAUGCUCCCACCAAAAUCAGAAGCAAAUCGUCAUCUGAAGAUAAUGCCACAGGAGAAAAUGUUGUUGAAGACAGAAUUCUGACCCUCGAUGAACGACAGAAAUUAGCGGCCGACGCCCAAAAAGUCUGGUCUGUCAUUAAGAAUCCAAACGAUAGGCGUCUGAAAUUGCCGUGUGAUGCAUUCCUCAAACUUUGGCAGUUGGAAAAACCGAAUUUAUUCGAAACUGAAAAAGUUCACUGUGUGAUGGUGGAUGAAGGCCAAGAUUUGAACGGAGCCAUGCUCGAUAUAUUUCUCAGCAACAUAGGCAAACGCAUUAUCGUCGGAGAUCCACAUCAGCAGAUCUAUCGUUGGCGAUAUGCCGUGAAUGCACUGAAUAAAGUCCCUGCUACCCACACGUUUUACUUGACUCAAUCAUUCCGAUUUGGACCAGAAAUUGGUUUCAUGGCCAACUCCUGUCUAUCCGUCUUGAAUAAUGUCAAUGAUAAAUGCUUGGUAGGCAUUGAUGUGCACGAUGCACUGGUAUCGCUCAGCGAUGCCAAUGAUCAACUAAACCACCAACUGCAAACUAACGGCAAGAUUUGCUACCUGGCUAGGACCAACCUGGCACUUUUCAAGAAAGUCGUGGAAGUUAUUGGUUGUGAAUUUGGUAGCAGUUCCCAGAAGCCUAAAAUCGCUUUUGCCGGAGGAAUUAAGAACAUGGGAUUGGACCUUAUAAUGGACGUUUAUUAUCUUUGGAGAGGAGCCUACGACAAAAUUACCAGUCCCUUUCUACGUAAUCGGAAGUUAUUUGAAAACUUCACCAGUUUCACCAAAUACGUAGAAGCCACGAUGGACCACGAGUGGGGAGCGAGAAUAGCUCAAGUGACCUGGGCGAAAAGUAAAACGGAGACGUAUGUCGAUGCGAUUCGAAAAUCUCAUGUCUACAUUUCCGAUGCAGAUGUCGUUUUCUCUACCGCUCACAAAUCCAAGGGAAUGGAGUGGGAUACGGUCGUUUUGCUAGACGACUUCAUUCCAACUCUUGCUUAUGGUGAAGUAAGCGGCGAAGAGCAGGAAGAGCGGAACUUGCUGUACGUGGCUGUCACGCGGGCAAAACGGAAACUGAUAAUCAAUCCAGCCUGCUACUACACUCUCUUGGCAGUUGGUGAUCGUCGAGAGAAAAUAGUCGAUUCGGCCACUUACCUCGACGCUCAUGGCCCGAUUGCCAUUUGUUUUCGCUGCCAAGAAGUUCUGCCAGGGCAGUGCAAAACUAAAUCUGCAUCGCUCGUUACAACUCCACUCAAGAUAAUGACCUUAAAUAAUGAACCAACUGUUGGAAAUCGAAAGGAGGGCAUCCUCUGUUCCCUAUGUGCCGGACUAAAUUAUUACGCUUACCAAAAGUUCAGCUGUUACGAGCAUGAGUUGCGCCAGGUCCAGGUCAAAAAUGACAUGGGACAUUUGACUUUUCGUUUCCUUGUUGGACCAUCGGCUGACGAAAUGGCUGUUGCUGUUCCUUAUUAUGUACAGCAGAGAUUGUUGAUGCUUGACGGAUUCGUCCAAGCUCGACAUUUAGCCCAACAACGUCCGCCUAUUGUAGUGAACAACCGAGAAGAACUUUUCCCGGAUGAUGACAAUAUGUUCCUUGAAGUCGUAGCCAAUGUGGGUGACAUUGGUGGUGAUAAUGAAGUGAUAGAACCUAUAGCUCCCGUGCUAUUGAAUGGUCAACUCCAGGGUGUUGAAGUAUUCCCUGACGACGACGACAUGUUUCCCCUGGAUGAUCAAGCAGCCGAAGUUGAGCAGUCACCGCGGCCGGAAACCGACGAUGAUGACGAUUCCUAUAGAAACGUGUUACUUCUUCGACUCUCACAGUGAAUCUCACUGCUGUAUUUCUUUAUUCGUGAGUCACAGACAAAAUUCUUUAAUGAAAGUAAUAAAGAUAUUUUUCUCAUCA
Molecule: messenger RNA, 3107 nt
Organism: Daphnia pulex (common water flea)
Lineage: Eukaryota; Metazoa; Arthropoda; Branchiopoda; Diplostraca; Daphniidae
Product: F-box DNA helicase 1-like
Exons: 15
Coding region: 113-3028 (971 amino acids)
Biological process (GO): double-strand break repair via homologous recombination; replication fork processing
Cellular component (GO): nucleus
Molecular function (GO): DNA binding; hydrolase activity; protein binding
Source: RefSeq, a predicted model, not a curated record